Messenger RNA from Theobroma umbraticum, 1616 nucleotides. NCBI's taxonomy places the organism in Eukaryota, Viridiplantae, Streptophyta, Magnoliopsida, Malvales, Malvaceae. The record is from RefSeq and is a predicted model, not a curated record.
AUGGCUGCUGCAAGCAGAACACUAAGAGAAUUGGCUUCUGACUUUGUAAAAUUAGAUCGGUUUGAUGGCAGUAACUUUCCAAGAUGGCAGAAGAAAAUGCAUUUCCUAUUAUCAACUUUGAAAGUUGUCUAUGUUUUGACGACACCUAGACCAAAAGAAAGAGAAAAUGAAUCUGUUGCUGCAACGAGAGAGAGGCAAAAAUGGGACAAUGCCGAUUAUAUGUGCAAAGGUCACAUCUUGAAUGGUUUGGCUGAUGGCUUAUUUGACACAUACCAGAACGAGGCUACUGCAAAAGAAUUCUGGGACAAACUGGAAGUGAGGUACAUGACAGAAGAUGCAACAAAUAAACUUCCUUCAUCAUGGAAAGACUUUAAAAGAAGUCUGAAACACAAAAAGGAAGAAAUAACGUCUUUGAAGGCUUUGGCAAAUCAUCUUCGAAUUGAAGAGGAAUACAGGAAACAAGAGCAAGUCGUUGUUUCUGGUGAAGCCAAAGUACAUGUAGUGGAGGAAAGACAGACCACUAAACCUGCCAAAAAGAAAGUCAAAACAAAGAAUCGACCCUUUGCUUACUGUGAGAUUGCCAGUAUCACGGCCAACUUCAAAACCGCCAUUGGAAAGGAAAGAUUUGGAAAAGUAUACUUUUGUAAUCUGAAUGAUAACACUGAAGUAGCAGUUAAGUUGCUCUCUGAAUCAUCAAAGCAAUUUCAAGCAGGGGCACAGCUCUUAAUGAUUGUUCAUCAUAGAAACCUUGUUUCCCUAGUUGGUUACUUGGCGCUGAUUUAUGAGUACAUGGCCAACGCAAACUUAAGAAAGCAAUUAUCAGUGAAGGACGCAAUUGUCUUAAAUUGGGAAGAAAGGCUUCAAAUUGCAAUAAACGCUGCACAAGUUUACUACAGUUGCAUUGCUGGGUUGGAAUAUCUGCAUGAUGGUAUCAAGCCGCCCAUAGUCCACAGGGAUUUGAAAAAUGCCAACAUCUUAUUAACGGAAAAGAUGCAAGCCAGGAUAGCUGAUUUUGAGUUGUCUAAAGUUUUCAUGACAGAAAGUGGAGCUGCCUCUGAUCUCCAAUCAUCGACCCAGGCUGGCACACCUGGAUACCUUGAUCCCGAAACAACUGUGUCGGGAAUUCUAAACAACAAAGGAGUUGUGUACAGCUUCGGAAUAAUUCUACCCGAGCUAAUCACCGGGCAGCCUGUGUUUGUGAGAAGCCUCGGGUGCAGCACUCACGUACUUCAACCGGUGAGGCCCAUAAUAGAAAAGGGUGAUAUUGGAAGCAUUGUUGAUUCUAGGUUGCAAGGUGAAUUCGAUGUCAAUGCGCCCUGGAAAGUGGUGGAGAUUGCCAUGUUAUUUGCAUUGCCAGCUGCAAUCCAAAGGCCGGACAUGAGUCGUGUGCUAACGGAACUGAGGGAAUGUAUGGGCUAUUGAGAUGUCUCUUGGAAGGACCCGGAGAACGCAGAGCCAAGCGAUAAGAUCAGACGACAAAGCUGAAAUUUCCCUUCUAGAUAUGGUUCCCAUUGCCAGUUACCAGCAGACUUUGACUGAAGUUAAUUAACAUGUGGUACCUAAUUUAUCCUUAUGUAUAAAUUGGUACUUGGAAAAAUGUGCAAUUUGCAUCAUGA